ACAGGCAGUGACGCAUUAAAAGUAUUUUAGUGCUUCUAUUAGCCAUCUCACCGUUUCCCUACAAUCCUGGAAUCAACUCUUCGAAGGCGGGAUUUUUAAGUACUUAUUUUUGUCAACAAAUAAUAAGGGCAUAUGUAAUUGUUGUGAAUUUAUUAUAAACAAUUAAAUAACUACUAAACGGUGAUUAGCACUGUCUACGAAUACUCACAAAUAACAAGUAACCGGAUUGCGUACAGUAUCAUUAACAUUUUUCAUUGCAUCACUUUCACACGCUUUUGCUGACGCUGUUUAAGAAUUUAUGAGAUAUUUUGCUUAUAAUAAAGUGGACUUAAGAUAACGUGUUAAGAAAAUAUAAUAAUUAAAUAAAAUGUGCGACGAAGUGGAAGAAAUAGACGAGUUUAUCGAGUUUGAAUUGACUAAGGAUUGCGACUCUGUAGAAGAGGAAACCUUUAUAUAUGAAGAGGAAGACGGGGUGGAGGUGGAACAGCUGGAAGAUGUAUCAAUCAAGCCGGAAUCGAUUAUAAUGGAGGUAAUCGACGAGGACGACACUGAGCAGGGAUACGAGAUAGCCGAUAGUCUAGUCGAGGUAGUACCAGAUACAUUGCCAACUAAUGUCGAAUUUAUUAAAGAGGAAAUUGUGCCGAAAACAGAAAUAGAACAUUCACCCACUAACUCACAUAAAGGCCCAAAACGUUACCUGCUCUUUGACGAACUUGUUGCCAAUAUUGUCGAUUAUGAUGUUGAUGAUACCCCUAUUGUUGAAUUCUCCUUGUCGAAUACUGAAUCGGAUGAAAAGUUACCUGUCGAAUGUGGUAUAUGCCCUGAUGUGAUGCAUAAAUCAAAGCUUUCUGCCCACCUUAAAACACAUUUGGUUCCCGGUACGAACCGAUAUGCCUGUAUUUAUUGCGACAAAUCAUACAAGGAUCACAGUUACUUGGCUGGUCACUCUCGGCGGCACAUGGGAAUUCGGCCGUAUGUUUGCGAACCAUGUAAAUUAUAUUUCUCCACAAAACAAGAUCUACGGGUACACAAUCAACGACGGCAUCAGGAAAAAGAACAUAUAUGUGAAAUUUGUGGAAAAACGUUUUCACAAAAUACAAUGUUAAAGCGGCAUCGUGAGUCUACGCAUGAAAAAAUGAGACGCUUCCAAUGUGAGCAUUGUCCCAAAGCGUACUAUAAGAAUUUCUCACUACAGGAACAUGUACGGAAUGUACAUAUGGGUAAUAGACGUAUGCUCGUUUGUCCUUUUUGUGGCAUGCAGUGUCGAGAUGCGCAUAAAAUGGCGCGACAUCGUAAGCUAUUGCAUCUUAACCAAAGUCAUUUUCAUUGUGAUAUUUGCCAAGAGGAAUUCACGGAUAUAAGUUAUUUCGAUGCACAUAAACGUUCGAUACAGUGUCGCAAUAACACGCAAAGAAAAUUGGAAGAAGAGCAAUUGCUGCAACAACAUGAAGAGGAGGAAGAAUUAUUACUUCAACCACCUCCCGAAAAUGAGGAUCAACCUGAAGAAAUGGAAGAUCAAAAACAAUACCAUUUUGUAACACACCAAACGGAUCAAAUUCAAUUGCAACCACAUGCAGAUGAUCUAUGUUUUGAAAUUACGGUAAUGAAUAGCGAUAAUUCAGCUCUACUUGAGACAUUCUCAUUAUCAUCAUCAUCCUCAUCCAUUGGUGUGCCUUGUGGCAUAUUAUCAUCAUCAUCGUCGUCGUCGUCAUCCAUUUCGCCAUCUUCAUCUUCACCCUCACCUUCGGAAUCUGUUACCAUCUGUGCAAAUUCAUUACCUUGCUGUUGUCCAGGUAACACGAAUCCAUUAGGCGAUGCAACUUCACCACUAGAACCCUGCUUCUCUUUCAAUUGUCCCAAGAUGAAUUGGUUUAGCAGUGAUGUCGCUGCCGCAUCCUUUCCAGAAGCAGCAUUCGACUACCAGGAUUUCUUGCUUCACUGCAAGAAUGAACACCUCGAAAAGGGCUUAUUGAAAACAGAAGAAAUAUUUGUUGAAGUAGCACCACACCUGGCUUCAAAUGUGAAGGAUGAACCAAUUUUUGAAGAUACUACAGCUGAAGCUGAAUUUCUGGAUGAGCACGACUUUAUCAUUUCGGAUGAAGAAAAGGAAAAGUCAGACCUACGUAUAAGUCAAUGGAGUGACAAUAAGUCAUUAUCUGAUGAUUCAGACAGUGAUACGGAAAAUAAUUUUGAUGACAAAGAUUAUAUACCACCUGUACAUCAACGAAAGCGAAACAAAAAGCGUGAAGAUCAAACAGAGUCAUUCAAAUGUGAAAUAUGUUCCCGUAUCUACAAAAGCUCCAAUUAUUUGCGUUCACAUUUGGCAAAAAUACAUAAUUUUGAGAGUAAGAAAAUAGCGACCAUUCAACUUCAAAAAUGUGAUGAAUGCAUAGAAGAAUUUAAAACAUUACGAAGUUUAGAGGAGCAUUGCCUUUCAGAACAUGGUGGUAUGAAAUGUAUGUAUUGUGAUAAACGAUGUACAUCGCGAACAAAUCAGUUGCGACAUAUGGAAACUCAUACACAUGGAACGGAACGACGGUUCGUCUGCGAUUAUGAGAACUGUAAGAAAAGUUUCUUUACACGCCGUCAGUACCAAGCUCACAAACGCACCCAUACAAAAGGAAAGAAUUUCAUAUGUGACAUAUGUGGCUACUCGUGUCGAGUACCGGAAAUGCUUAAAGUGCAUUAUCGUUCACAUACAGGUGAGAAACCGUAUGCUUGUGAUGAAUGCGGCAAAUGUUUUGUAUCUAAAUCGGCAGUUAGAGAGCAUAAAGCAUCACAUGGCACAGAGCGACCACAUGAAUGUAAAAUAGAGAUUAGUAAUAUACUCAACUGUGCGCAUGUGAAAUUACAUUUCAAACAAACGCAAAGUACCGUUUACGUUGUAAAAGGCAGUAACGACUGCCCACUCCGCCUUACAGUGAGUACUGGUAUUAAAUUAAUUUGUAGUGGUCAAUAUGCAAGUAUUGAAUCGUUAACUCAAUUCAAAAAUCUGCAUGAGGGCUAUGUUCGUAUAGUGUUGCUCAUUUCAAAAGAAGCUUGUGAAACAACAACUCCAUUGGAGAACGACAACACUAAUUUUGAAAGUGAUAGUGACAGCGAUGCGCCAUGUACAUCUCAAUGGGCACUAAAUCGCGAACAGCGACGUAAACAACGUCAGCUACGUAACUCGCAUUUAUUGCAAAGGCAGCAGCAACUAUUCCAUAGGGUGGAGGCAAUCCGUGAUUUCCGGUAUAGUCCUGAAUCGAUCGAAUACACUAUUGAUGCAGGUGCAAAGAAAAAAAGUAGUGUUUACGAAUUCCAGGUGAAAUUUCAAACGAACAUCGAUUACAUCUUGCGUCAGCCCGAAAUAUCCCGUGGCGGAUUUACCGGAAAUUGGAUGGAGUUUAUAGCAACAAAAUUGAAUGGUGCUAUGAAUCGAGAAGAAUAUAUAUGGUCAGACGCAGAUCACGCAAUCCAAGAUCUCUUAUUUAUCGCAUUCCAGUUGGUCAUGUGUUUUCACCUCAAGCGGGGUGUUGUCUACUUACAAGAAGAAUUGAAGAAUGUUAAAGAUUAUCAGACAAUGCAAUUCGUAGUAACGGCUUAUUUACAGGAAAUUGAAAAUGAUCAAAAGAAAAUGAUGCGGAAUUGCACAUUACCAACAAGUUAUGAACAAAAUAGAACCAGUAUACGUUGUGGCGAAAUAAUUUGUUAUGAUAACGUGAAUUUCACUAUAAUUUGUGUGCUUUGCAAAAUGAAACUGUUUGAAUUUGACGAUUUUAUGUUACAUUACCAAAAUGUACACCUUCGAGGCAAUGUAAACGACAGUGAUAGUGAUAACGACGCGGACGGUGAAUUGGAAGAAUGUAUUAAAGAUGAGGAGUUUGAAAAUGUUGAAUACCUAGCUGAAUUGGAUGAAUGUGGUGUAAGAGUGGAAACUGCCGUGCAACCCGCACGUGCUUUGGAACAAGUCGUUUCCAACGAAAAACAAAGUUUACCCAUCAAAGCAGAAAUGAUAGAAACGGCAGAUAAUGACACGAUCAGCGAAUAUGGUGAAGUUUUGGUUAUUGAUAAUGUUAAACCGAACGAGAUCGAAAAUGAAGAAUUUUAUGGUGAUGAAUGGGCAGAUAGUCAAGGAGGAGAUGAUGAUAACCACAUUUUAAAAAAGCCUAGGAAGCCAAAAGAGUACUCAUGUGCACAUUGCCAAAAACGUUAUACUACAGAACGUAUAUUGAAGCUGCAUAUAAACAUGAAACACCUGCGACCAAAAAACUUCAAAUGCGACCAAUGCCAAGAAGAAUUUGUAGAGCAACGUUCACUAGAUUCACAUGUGCGGAAAGAACACAUAGGUUUUCAGUGUUCACAAUGCGAGCGUGCUUAUAAAAAUUCUCGUUCACUGCGCAUACAUAUGAAAGCACACAAGGGUAUAAAGGAAUUUAUAUGUGAUUUUGAAAAUUGUGGCAAAGCAUUUAUUACUUCAUCACGUCUGAAAGUGCAUCAAAAAAUUCAUACAGAUGAACGAAACUACAUAUGCGAAAUUUGUGGUUAUCGUACACGACAAAAGGAUGCUUUGGUUGUACACAAGCGCACACACACCGGAGAAAAACCUUUUGAGUGUUCUAUCUGUAGCCGACGUUUUAUCUCUGCCUCAUUAUUAAACGAGCACAAGCCUAUGCAUUCUACUGAGCGUCCACAUAAAUGUGAUGUAUGCGGUGCAUCAUUUUCACGGAGCAAAGCGCUCUACCAUCACAAACAUUUGCACCUGGGUAUUAAAAAGUUUGUUUGCAAAUUAUGUGGCCGUGCCUAUGCGCAGAUGGCAGGACUAGCGGGGCAUAUGCGACAACACAAAGCAGAGGAACAAAGUUUACUUAGUUAAUUUUUAAAGAAUGUUUAUUGAAAAUUCGCUACAUGUGACAUUAGAUUUAUUUCAUUAAAUAUAUUAAGCAACAUUAAGUCAUUAACAUUUAAGAAAAUAAUACUCGUAACAACGUUGUUUACAAUCAAAGCGCAACAAAUAAUAUAAAUUUCCAAACAUACAUUACAAAAAUA
Molecule: messenger RNA, 5028 nt
Organism: Bactrocera neohumeralis
Lineage: Eukaryota; Metazoa; Arthropoda; Insecta; Diptera; Tephritidae
Exons: 10
Coding region: 368-4855 (1495 amino acids)
Biological process (GO): regulation of DNA-templated transcription
Molecular function (GO): RNA polymerase II cis-regulatory region sequence-specific DNA binding; DNA-binding transcription factor activity, RNA polymerase II-specific
Source: RefSeq, a predicted model, not a curated record